This is a messenger RNA of Salvelinus namaycush (lake trout), 1126 nucleotides long. RefSeq names its product beta-enolase. Gene Ontology annotation, cellular component: phosphopyruvate hydratase complex. The transcript has 8 exons. The record is from RefSeq and is a predicted model, not a curated record. Gene Ontology annotation, biological process: glycolytic process. Lineage: Eukaryota; Metazoa; Chordata; Actinopteri; Salmoniformes; Salmonidae. Gene Ontology annotation, molecular function: phosphopyruvate hydratase activity; magnesium ion binding. Bases 113 to 1111 code for a protein of 332 amino acids.
GGCGGCAGGCCGCUAGUGGCGGUCUAUAUAGCACCGGCGGGGGGACAGGGGUGUCACUUUCCAGAAGGACAGUCGGACAGCCAGCCAGCCGCAUCAACCCCCCUCAGUCAGGAUGUCUAUCACUAAGAUCCAUGCCCGAGAGAUCCUCGACUCCAGAGGAAACCCCACCGUGGAGGUGGACCUCUACACCGCCAAAGGCCGUUUCAGGGCAGCCGUGCCCAGCGGUGCCUCUACUGGUGUCCAUGAGGCUCUGGAGCUGAGAGAUGGAGACAAGUCACGCUAUCUGGGAAAAGGUACCAUUAAGGCUGUGGAUCAUGUAAACAAGGACAUCGCUGCCAAACUGAUUGAGAAGAAGUUCAGUGUUGUUGACCAGGAGAAGAUUGACAAAUUCAUGCUGGAGUUGGACGGAACUGAGAACAAGUCUAAGUUUGGAGCCAAUGCCAUCCUGGGUGUGUCUCUGGCGGUCUGCAAGGCAGGAGCAGCAGAGAAGGGAGUGCCCCUGUACCGUCACAUCGCUGACCUGGCCGGACACAAGGACGUCAUCCUGCCCUGCCCCGCCUUCAACGUGAUCAACGGUGGUAGCCAUGCUGGUAACAAGCUGGCCAUGCAGGAAUUCAUGAUCCUGCCCAUCGGAGCGGCUAACUUCCACGAGGCCAUGAGGAUCGGAGCUGAGGUUUACCACAACCUGAAGAACGUGAUCAAGGCCAAGUACGGAAAGGAUGCCACCAACGUAGGUGAUGAGGGCGGCUUCGCACCCAACAUCCUGGAGAACAACGAGGCUCUGGAGCUCCUGAAGUCAGCCAUUGAGAAGGCCGGUUACCCAGACAAGAUCAUCAUCGGCAUGGACGUGGCUGCCUCGGAGUUCUACAAGGCAGGAAAGUACGACCUGGACUUCAAGUCACCUGACGACCCUGCCAGGUACAUCACCGGGGAUCAGCUGGGAGAUCUGUACAAGAGCUUCAUCAAGGGAUAUCCCGUCCAGUCAAUUGAGGAUCCCUUCGAUCAGGAUGAUUGGGCUGCAUGGUCAAAGUUCACCGCCGCCGUCGACAUCCAGGUGGGUCCAGUCAUUGUUUGUUUAUCUUCAGCUCUUCCUAUAUCUAUAGGGGUCUAACUCUGUGUGUUCCUG